Aspergillus calidoustus is the source of this 1350-nucleotide messenger RNA. NCBI's taxonomy places the organism in Eukaryota, Fungi, Ascomycota, Eurotiomycetes, Eurotiales, Aspergillaceae. The record is from the annotation of a GenBank genome assembly.
AUGCCUGAAGAACCAAUGCUACCUCUUCCUGGCAGUCCAUCCUCUUCCUGGGCUCGUUUCCGCGCACAAUUCGCAACCCUAUUUCACGGCGCUGACCCCAAGGUCUGCGUUGCAUUUUGGCUAUUUGGUCUUAUCAACAACGUGCUCUAUGUCAUCAUUCUAUCCGCAGCGCUCGACCUAGUCGGCCCCAGCGUUCCCAAAGGCGUCGUUCUCCUAGCCGAUGUCUUACCCUCCUUUGGAACCAAACUAGUCGCUCCCUACUUCAUCCAUGCAGUCCCUUAUUCCGCGCGAAUUGUGAUAUGUGUCGUUCUCUCGGCCUUGGGCAUGCUCGUAGUAGCGCUAAGCCCAGCAUACGUUGAUGGUGGCACAAUCGCCUCGAAAAUCGCGGGUAUUGUCCUGGCCAGCUUAUCGAGCGGUCUCGGGGAAUUGAGCUUCGUCGGAUUGACACAUUUCUAUGGCCGGUUUAGUCUGGCAGCUUGGGGGAGUGGAACAGGAGCCGCUGGGUUGGUCGGCGCUGGCGCAUAUGCGCUGGCGACAACAUCUCUGGGGCUCAAGGUGAAAACGACCUUGUUGACCUCCGCGUUUCUACCAGCUUUUCUUGCCAUCAGCUUCUUCUUAAUCCUACCUCGUUCGCCCAUACAAUCUGGCUACCGUGGACUCGGCGAUAAUGAUGGUCAUGCGGAUGAAAAUUCACACGGCGAUGACGGUGAUGAAGAGAGAGAAGGUCUGCUAGGAUCAUCUAUGCAUUCCUCCCGGAGCCUCAAAACCACGCCUGCAAGCGGACUUGGCUGGCAUAGCGUGAAAGCGAAUUUCCAACGAGCCCGCGGACUAUUCUUCCCUUUUAUGCUUCCCUUACUCUUAGUAUACAUUGCCGAGUAUACAAUCAACCAGGGGGUGUCGCCAACGCUGCUAUUUCCGCUCAAAGAGACUCCGUUCGAUCAUUUCCGGGCUUUCUACCCAGCCUACAAUGCGAUAUAUCAGGUCGGCGUCUUCAUCUCUCGGUCCUCUACUCCUUUCUUCCGCAUACAUGAUCUUUACCUGCCGUCGUUCCUUCAGAUCAUCAACCUGGUAGUGCUGACACUGCAUUCCUUGUUCGAUUUCAUCCCAAAUGUGUACCUCAUCUUUAUCAUUAUAUUCUGGGAAGGUCUUCUCGGCGGCCUGGUGUAUGUCAACACAUUCGCCGAGAUUGGCGACCGUGUACCUCGCGAGGACCGCGAGUUCUCUCUUGGAGCUACCACGGUCAGCGACUCAGGUGGCAUCUGCAUUGCAGGCUUCCUUGGAAUGGUUUUUGAAGUCUGGCUUUGCGAUUGGCAGGUCUCUCGCGGACGGGACUUUUGCCGACGUACAUGA